CUCCUCCGUGAAUGUCGUCCUCGCACCGGCGCAUCGUCACUUAUUUCCAGUCCUUGUCCGAAAAUUCCACCACCACACUUUUCACCCUCCCUCCCCACUCCCACUCCCACACUUUCUUCCCCCAAAAUACUCAAAUCCCUUAACCAUCCAACUCUUCUUACUGGAAUCCUUUUUCUACCUCCUCAUGGAGAUGGACACGAUUCACCUCUCAACUGCAAUUGUUUUCGUUUCUCUGAUGGCUCUGACACUGUUUGUUGUGACAUUCUUCGGUUUAAUCCCUCUAUGAUUAACAAAAAGGUUCAAAUUUUAGGUUGGAAUUUCAUACCCUUCAACUGUAAUGCUAAUGCUAAUGGUGGGUUCUUAGAAAUUAUUCGGUGGGCUUUUCUCGAUUCUACUUCUGCAUCUUCGGAUACUUUUUCAAUACUUUCUCGGUCUUGUGUUGAUCAAUAUUAUAGUGUAAAAGCUCGAUACUUUGUAUGCGGCCUAGUAGAAUCUGUUAGCCCUGUUUCUGUCGUUCCAUGCAGAGCUGGCUCCACAGCUCAUACUGAGAAUCUUCAAGGCUUCCUCGUAAAUAUUUUAGUUUGUAGCUGUAAAUUGUGUAAUUCUAAAUAUAAUAUAAGAUUGGAUAUGCGGAAUUCAAAUGAUCAUUGUUAUAACAAACCUGAGAUUGUCUACUUUUGUGGCUCUGCUUCUUCUUGGCAUCCAGUUCUUUCAAGACUGAUAAAGAGAAAUGUUUCAAUAUCGGGAUUGAAGAAGAGACUUGUAUUUGUGGGAAAAAAACUGUCUCGAUUGAUGUAUGUAGUUGUGGAUAAUUCUUUGAUGUAUAUUCCUAACUUUCCCCUCCCCCUUGGGGUAACUGAUGUGAGAGGGGAAGGAGAACUUGUUAGUUAUACAGGAACUGUGACAGGAAUUUACAUGAGGGGUAUGAUUGUUGAGUUGGAUAAUGAACUGUUGCUAUUGUUAACUGAUCAGCAGCUUUCCGUUCCACAUAGUGUGAGAGUUGGAGCAAUGGUAUCAGUGAAAAACGUUCAUGUUGUAAAUCCAAAUUUUUCAUGGACAAAGAUGCUUAUACUCGGCUCUUGUGUUAAAACUAGCAUUUCUGUGGAAUGUUUCUCCUCGCUGGAAACCGGGUGUUAUACAGUGACCUGCUGUGAGAGUCUUCUUGCAAAGUUCAUUGACUCCUUGGCGUUUGUUGCCAGGCUAUGGGUAUUACUUGUCAUCAUCUGUUUAAGGAGAAAGUUUUCUGGGAUCUUAUCUGAGAAAGAGAUCUUGGGAUCAACAAAUGUAAGUUGCUUGCCUUACCAGUGAUAUACAUUAGAACUUAUAGCCUAUUUGACCAAGCUUUUGGAGGCCAAAAGUGCU
Solanum stenotomum is the source of this 1362-nucleotide messenger RNA. RefSeq names its product CST complex subunit CTC1. Gene Ontology annotation, molecular function: telomeric repeat DNA binding; single-stranded DNA binding. Gene Ontology annotation, cellular component: CST complex. The record is from RefSeq and is a predicted model, not a curated record. The transcript has 4 exons. Lineage: Eukaryota; Viridiplantae; Streptophyta; Magnoliopsida; Solanales; Solanaceae. Gene Ontology annotation, biological process: positive regulation of DNA replication; telomere maintenance via telomere lengthening. The annotation marks the transcript as partial.